Messenger RNA from Heterobilharzia americana, 696 nucleotides. NCBI's taxonomy places the organism in Eukaryota, Metazoa, Platyhelminthes, Trematoda, Strigeidida, Schistosomatidae. The record is from the annotation of a GenBank genome assembly.
AUGGAUUCUGCAAAGCCCAAUGGAAAGGCUAACUGUAAAGUAGCGAGAUCACCACUUGUUUACAAGCCACAUGUAUACCACCCAUAUAUCAAAAAUCUUUCGAUUGGAGGUGGGUUUAUGGUAUUGGGAGAGAUUUGUGCACAGUCUAUCAAAAUGUGGUAUGAAAGCCCUCCCUCUCAUCCUGAAGAGAAAAAUCUUAGUGGCAAGAUUUCAAUCACAGUAACCCAAGAAGCCAGAAAACCAUGGAGAGAUAUUGUUGCCAAUUACGAACUUAAUAAGAUAGCUAGACAAGGUGCUAUUGGAUCGUUCCAAGGGUUUUAUCAAUAUAUUUAUUACAGUUGGUUGGAUAAAGUGUUUGUUGGUGCUUCAUUCAAAGUAGUUGCAAAGAAAGUGUUUUUGGAUGAAGUAUUUUUAGGACCGAUAAGUUUGUUGAUAUUUUUCUUCUAUAAUGGUUUUUGUGAUACGUAUACAAUGUCUGGUGCUCUUGAACGCUGUCGUCAAUCAUUCAUUCCAAGUUAUGUGGCAGACUUAGCUUUCUGGCCUAUUUUGCAAACUAUCAAUUUCGCUCUCGUACCUCCCGCUUAUCGUGUUCUGUAUGUGGCGUUUUUUACAAGUAUAUGGGACACCUAUUUGUGCUUCUUGAAUACUCGCGUGGGUGAGGAGAAACAUAAAUCAGAAGAUCAACUAAAAUCGUGA